AUGUCUGCUUCGUUGCCCCUCCACGUUCUUACACGGCGGGGUGCCGCGUCAAUUCGGUCGAAAGCUCCCAGAAGAGUGCCCAGGGCUUCAUAUUCCUCCAUAAUUACACCUCAAUUACGAUAUACUGCUACGACAUAUUCCCCCAUUGCUCGAUCGAUCCCUCGCGCAUUUAGCACUACUCGUCCGAGAUACCUCGCAAGCGCCGAGGAUGACUUCGACCCUAAAACCAUCGAGCGGGAGAGUGACGAGGUGGAUGUCUGUAUUGUUGGUGGAGGCCCUGCUGGUUUAAGUGCUGCAAUACGUCUAAAACAACUUGCCAAUGAGAAUGGAAAUGAAGACUUUAGGGUAUUAUUGCUAGAAAAGGCUGGUGAAAUUGGUGCGCAUAUCUUGUCCGGAGCUGUUAUAAACCCAGUUGCGGUUAAGGAACUAUUUCCCGACUGGCUCGAUGAGGCGAAUGAAAAUCGAUUCGAGCAUGCGACGCCCGCGGCAGGAGACAAGAUGAGAUUCCUGACUAAGACCAGCGCAAUUCCUUUACCGGCCCCGCCGCAGAUGCACAACCAUGGCAAUUACAUCGUCAGUUUAAAUCAAUUUACAAAAUGGCUUGGAGACAGGGCAGAGGAAAUUGGCGUCGAGGUUUACCCCGGGUUCGCUGCAUCCGAGGUGCUUUAUAAGCCCGAUGGGUCGGUUCUUGGUGUUGCGACAAACGACUUAGGCAUAGGCCGGGAUGGAAAACCAAAAGAUAGCUUCGAAAGAGGCAUGGAGUUCCAUGCCCGGGUUACUCUGUUUGCAGAGGGAUGUCAUGGAAGUUUAACUAAGCAAGUUAUCAAAAAGUUCGAUCUGAGGAGGGAUAGCCAACACCAAACUUAUGGUUUAGGAGUAAAGGAGGUCUGGGAGAUACAACCAGAGAAGUUCCACAAAGGCGAGAUUACCCAUUCUAUGGGUUAUCCCCUCUCCUUGGAUACGUACGGCGGCGGGUGGAUGUAUCAUUUUGGGGAUAACCUGGUUAGCAUCGGACUUGUUGUCGCCUUAGAUUAUAAGAAUCCCUGGCUAUCACCGUAUGGUGAAUUCCAAAAGAUGAAGCAGCACCCUCUAUAUAAGUCUGUCUUAGAGGGUGGAAAGUGCAUAUCCUACGGUGCGAGAGCCCUUAGUGAGGGUGGAUUUCAAUCAAUUCCUAAGGUCGCAUUCCCCGGAGGUGCCUUGAUUGGCGACUCUGCUGGCUUCGUCAAUGUACCUCAAGUUAAAGGCACCCACAACGCUAUGAGAACUGGUAUGUUAGCUGCAGAUGCAGCUUGGAAUGCAUUGGCAGAAGGAAGCGAGGAAUCUGUUUUCUUGUACCACUACGAAGAUUCUCUCCGGAAAUCCAGUGUCUGGAAGGAGUUGAAAGAAGUUCGAAAUAUGCGACCCUCGUUUCAAACCCCCUUGGGCACCGUCGGUGGUGUUAUGUACUCUGGCAUAGAGGCUUUCGUUCUUAAGGGUCGCGUUCCUUGGACCCUGAAGCAUCGGCAUACCGAUUACGGCGCCACUAAGGAUGCGGAUUCGUAUCCGAAGAUCGAAUAUCCUAAGCCGGAUGGAAAGAUUUCAUUUGAUAUACUGACGAGUGUCUCACGGACAGGGACAAAUCACGAGGAAGACCAACCUGUUCAUCUCCAAGUUAAGGACUGGGAUGCACAUACCCAGGAGACGUGGCCUACAUAUAAAGGCUUGGAGAAUCGCUUCUGUCCUGCUGGCGUCUACGAAUAUGUUGAAGAUGACUCGAAGCCACUGGGUGUGAGGUUCCAGAUUAACGCCCAGAAUUGUAUUCACUGCAAGACGUGCGAUAUCAAGGCGCCUCACCAGGACAUUAACUGGGCCGUGCCCCAAGGUGGCGAAGGGCCGAAGUACUAUAUGACAUAA
Messenger RNA from Daldinia childiae, 1893 nucleotides. Its product is annotated as putative electron transfer flavoprotein-ubiquinone oxidoreductase, mitochondrial. Gene Ontology annotation, cellular component: mitochondrial inner membrane. The coding region runs from base 1 to 1893 and encodes 630 amino acids. Gene Ontology annotation, molecular function: iron-sulfur cluster binding; electron-transferring-flavoprotein dehydrogenase activity. Gene Ontology annotation, biological process: electron transport chain. The transcript has 2 exons. The record is from RefSeq and is a predicted model, not a curated record. NCBI's taxonomy places the organism in Eukaryota, Fungi, Ascomycota, Sordariomycetes, Xylariales, Hypoxylaceae.